AAGGGAAGAGGAAAAAUUGCAGAUAAAUAUAUUUUGUGAUAACACUUAGACAUAGUCACAUAAUUACUUAGAUACGUGUCGCAGCACUAUCACCAAGUACAUCAAAGUAGUUCUGAAAGAUAAACAAUGAGAGAGUCUAUUAUUAUAUAAAUUAAGUCAACCACAUGAAAUAGUCUUUGAAGCGGUGACAGGGGGGGAUAUCUUUUCGCGCAAUAUAAGUACAUACGAUACGAAAAUAGAAGACUAUUUCAAAUCGUUGCAAGUGCCAUAAAGUCGUGAAGGUUGCUAAAUUCAAAGAUGAUUUAUGCAGGCGAUGGCGAGCUUUAUUAACUCCACGGCGAAUCUUAUCAACGAUGCAUAUGACUACUAUCUUUGGACGCUGUCUCUCGCAGACGAGAGGACGAGGGGAUGGUUAUUGGUGGACUCGCCGAAACCAACGUUAAUAUACACGAUAUUGUACCUUCUAAUUGUUUGGGCGGGUCCUAAGGCCAUGAAGAAGCGGAAAGCUUUCAAAUUAACAUGGGCACUUGUACCUUACAACCUUGCCAUGGCCUGUCUCAAUGCUUACAUUGCCAUUCAGUUGUUUGUAGCUUCUACGAGAUUACGGUAUAGUUACGUGUGCCAGCCAAUAAGGCACAUUACGCGUCCCGACGAACUUCAGAUCGCUCACGCAGUUUGGUGGUACUACUUCAGCAAGCUUCUGGAAUUUUGCGACACGUUCUUCUUUAUUCUACGAAAGAAGGACAAUCAGUUGAGCUUCCUACAUGUCUACCACCACUCCACUAUGUUUUCGUUAUGGUGGAUCGGAAUCAAAUGGGUACCCAGUGGAUCUACUUUCCUGCCUGCGAUGGUGAACAGUUUCAUUCACGUGCUGAUGUAUUCAUACUACGGACUCGCCGCGUUAGGCCCUUCGGUGGGCAAAUACCUAUGGUGGAAGAAGUACUUGACGAUCCUUCAGCUCAUUCAGUUCACUACUGCCUUAAUUUUGGGCAUUAACGGUAUCCGAUCGGGAUGCGACUUCCCUCUCUGGAUGCAAUACGCUCUCGUAAUCUACAUGCUCUCCUUCAUCGUCCUGUUUGGAAACUUCUACGCCAAAGCUUACAUCGCAAAGGGUAAACAAGUAUACGCGGAGAAGCGGUUAAAGAGGAUAAAGGCUGCCGAGGAAGCAGCGCGUCUGAUGGCCGAGAGCAACGGAAUUGUCGCAAACGGACACACGAACGGUUACACGAACGGAGUAUCCAAGAGGAAGACCCAAUGAGGCUUUCUCCCCGGGUCUCUUCGUCGACGUUAGCUCGAUGUAGACAACACUCGCGCGGCGCAGGACAAGAGGAAAAUAGUCACGGACAUUAGUAAUAGAUACGUAGUUGACGUUGAAGGUUGCGUCGCGAUCGACGGCGACAAACAUCGAGAACGGUUCACUGAGAAAAAACAAAAAGGGGACAAAAAGCAAUGGAGCAAAGGGGAAAAGGGAGGCAACAAGAUAAAGCAAUGAAAAUGAAAAACAGACUUCGCUUAGAUCGCCUGACGUAAUCUCAUUUGCGAAACGGUUUCAACACAUUUUCUUUCUGAUGAAAAAGCGUGUCAAAUGGUCAAAAUAGCGAGCCACCGCUCGCAUGAGCUUGCAUGGCGAUCGGUUAUAACAGGAGCCAACAUGGUUAUGACACAGUGCAAAAUACACGGUGUAAAUAUUGGUCCUUUGUUCUAUUCUUAUAGAUAAAAAUGAAAUAAAGAUAUUUACGUUUUUCCUGAAUCCUCCGUUGCAGUUACGUCUGAUGUACACACACACAGUCAGCAGAUUAAAGGUUGCAACACUUUUUUCCGAGUUUUGCAACGUAUCUCGUGCCCAAUAAGAGAAUUUAUUUCUUAUCAAUUCUCGAGAGAUAUAUCUUCCUAUUGGAUAAAAGAUGCGUUGUGAAAUUCGUCGCAAAGUAAACAACUUUUAAUCCGUCGACAGUAUCAAAUAUUCGCUGCGUUCAGCGAACACAACGGUUAGACGAUCGAUUGUUGGAUGUGUUAAUCGGUAGAUCUAAAAACAUAUCCCAUACAUUAACGAUCUCUAAAGGACAUGGAUCCUAAAGAGGAUGUCCUAAGUCCUAAAGGCGUUCUCAGGAUGUCCCUGAGAUAAAAUACGGGAUACUCAAUCAUAGAUAAGUUUCACUCAGCGACUGCACAACUGUUGUGUUCACUGAACGCGCGGUUAUUGUCUGUGUUCAAUGGAGAAAGUAGUUCAGUGAACACUUAAUGAUCACCGAUGCUGAUUGAUAAUAAUCAUUAAUACGUCCGAUUUCACCAAUAUCGAUUAAACUUUAACCCGAGUUUAAACUCCCUUCAGGAAAAGACUGAAAAGACUCGGUUUAAGAUUUAAUCGACGUCGGUGAAAUCGGGCAUAAGUGCUCACUCUUUUCUCUCUACUGAACUAGUACGGCUAUAGUCAUUUCUGUCAUGUAACGGCGCAAGCUCGUGAGAUGCGGCGGUAAUCGUGACCAUUUGAUAUGCGCUUCUAACGUCGUUCGAAAAUAAUGCGUUCGAGCUGUUUCGCAGACGAGUGCACGCUGAGGCGAAUCGCAAACAUUGCGCUCGAUAUCGGGGUGACGCGGUCGAUCCAAGACGGAGAAUCGUCAACGUGAUCCUAAGCUUAUCGAUCCGCGUUUCUUAUCGGCUUCAACGAUUGUACAUCCGCUGUACAUCACCACGCUGAUCCCGGCGAUUGUACAUAUUAACGAAUAUACAGUGGAAAGUAAUUUAGUGGAAGGGGUUCGAGUUUCGUAGUGAAUAACGCGACGACGUCCGCGGGACCGGAUCCGCGUAUUUCGGGCUUCGAGGCGGAAAUUUGUGCGACCGACCAAUUUAGAAAGCCAGUUUUGCAUUCAAAUUUUAUACCAAGUCCCGUUCCGCGUUUUGCCCAAAUAUUAGUCGUCUGCACGGGAGAAGCAACUCUGUAAUUGAAUUUUCUGUCACCUGGGGACCAGACGAAACUCGGUUGUGGUAGAGAAUCGUUCGAAUCGAAUCAUAUUUGAUGAUUGCUUUCAAUCGAGUUUUGAUGCAACCGAAUGUUCACACGAAUGUGCUCUCAGUCGCAGUAACGGAGAUAUCAUUUCUCGUUACCAAGUUUUCACCUGGUCACCUAUUCGGUUGCAAGAAUUUGUUCUUCCGUGUGAGGCUUGGUAGAAUUGAAAAAUUAAAAGGGGAAAGUAUAGAAUCCCCGACGAAAGUGUACUUUAUAAAACGAGGCCCGAAGUACCAUGGAAAUGAUUCUGCGAGUUUACCGAUCCAAGUUGGAUGGACGGACGAACGGACGAACACGCGAGGCAAAUUUUUUCACGAAAGAUCGUCCUUCCUCUUUGUUUACCGUGCAAAGAUCGGAAUUGCAUUAAUUUUAUUCGAAGGGAUGAAAUGUCCGACUCGAGAAAUGUCCAGUCAUACAAUACGUUUGAUAACACGGAGAAAAAUAAUUUAGAGGUCAGCAAAUUUUGUGCUGUCGCAGCAAAUUAAUGAAUAUAUAGGAUCCCAUACAACACAGACGUCCUAAAGACGUCCACAGGACGUCCUUUGGAUAAAGUAUAUAUUUAAGUACUGUUCAAUAUUUUAGGAGUUCAUUUUUAAGAUCAUUUUAUGAAAAAAUGAACAUAUGUUCGUAUGAACUUUUCUUUAUAAAAUAUUAAAAAAUCAACUGCUAAAAUAUCGGAGGGUACUUAAGAAAUACUCUGUAUAUUGUUCCAUUUGCUAUGACAUAUAUAUACAUGUAAUAUUUGCCGUCUCUCCAAAUUGCUUCUAUUUAAAUUAUUUUUCUGCGUGAACGUUAAGUCGCUCGUAACAAGAUAUUCUUCUCCGCUCAGUGCGUGUACAUAAAAAAUUCGUCGUCAGUUGAAUCUCAUGAACGUCAUUACGUCGCAUUACGAGCGAGCGAUUCUGCGUGAAUCAAUCAAUGACUUUUUAAGAGUCAUCAAUCAGAAUCAGCCUAUGCGUGAUUACUUUUCGAUUAAUUUGUUCACACAGCUACGAGAGAUCCUCGAUGCACUGAGGUACAUAUGUACAUGCGUGCGUGCGUGCGUGUAUGUGUGUGUGUAUGUGUGUGCGCGCAUUUAUGUUAAACGAUUACGCACAUUCGAAUGUCAUCGACAGAACUCUAUUAGUUUCCAAACGAUGUAAAGAAAAGAAAAAAAAGAAGUAUCGAUCAGUUAGACAGAGGUUUUGAUACAGACACUUUUCUAUGGCAAGUAGUCCGCGUGUAAAAACGACGCGCGCAAAACACGUAUAGAGCGUCCUCGUCGCGAUGAGAGAACUAUGACAGUAAUAGUUAGCGAGCGAAAUGACACGGUGAAGACGGCACGAGGGUCUCGCAAGAAACCAAAUAAGCGUCCCGCGCGUGGCUGUCUUACGAUGCACAAGCGCAAGCGUGAAUCACGUGAGUCCGCUUCAUCCGGCAAUGCGAGUCCUAUUUUCACCCGGGAAUCGUAACAGCAAACCGUUAACUAGGCCGUAUAAAUCACAAAAUGACCAUUUAUUUGCGACGAUGGAUUCGGGGUCGCGAUUAUCCGGUCGAAUCGUGUGUGGUUUCCUUCUAAUAUAUCUCUAAAAAAAUCCUAGAUAAAUGUGUUUUUAUUGUUAUACGUUUUAUUAUUACCACGUUGGAGACACAAUUGUUACAACCACGGUGUAAGGCUGAGUAAUGCACGAAAGAAAUGCAUUACGUUAAUUAUUCACAGUUUCUGCAUUUAAUUAUCCUUUCGUACCUCUUGUAACGCUGAUUUGAGAAGCCUUUGUAAUCGUGCAUUGAACGUUGAUAUCUUAAUUUUAUUCAUUGUUAUUUAUUUGUAUACACGCUUCCUAAGGAUUAUGAAAACCGCGUUAGUUUACACAAGCGAUUAAUAAUCACGAGCUCACAUGCUACUAAAAUUGAAUUAAGUACGUGUGACAAAUAAUACACAAAUAAAUGCAAUUAAUUACACCAUAAUUAUAAUAAUAUGCGGUUCAUAUGGAAAGAGAGAUUGAAUAUCGGGAAAGCGUUAGAUAAUUUUCGAUACACGAAAAAGAGAGAGAGAAAGAGUGUGUGUGUGUGUAUGCACGUACGCGCGUGCGUGCGUGGGUGUGUGUACGAAUGAAAUACAUCUUUAAUUCUACCGAUGACAUUUUCUUAUUAAUAUUUAAUCCAUAAUUUAACUC
Molecule: messenger RNA, 5163 nt
Organism: Dinoponera quadriceps
Lineage: Eukaryota; Metazoa; Arthropoda; Insecta; Hymenoptera; Formicidae
Product: elongation of very long chain fatty acids protein 4-like
Exons: 6
Coding region: 305-1258 (317 amino acids)
Biological process (GO): sphingolipid biosynthetic process; fatty acid elongation, monounsaturated fatty acid; fatty acid elongation, polyunsaturated fatty acid
Cellular component (GO): endoplasmic reticulum membrane
Molecular function (GO): fatty acid elongase activity
Source: RefSeq, a predicted model, not a curated record